AUGGACAUGAGUUGGAUGUUAAUUUCUGACAGAUUUAGUCAGCCAUAUGUAGAUGGGGUGAACUCAUUUAUUGAAUUUGCAAAGGUUCAUUUGGGUGAGGCUAGGGAGAUUAAGUGCCCAUGCAUCAAUUGUUGUAACUUUUAUAAGCAGGAGUAUGAUAUUGUGAAGGCUCAUUGGCUUAUAAGUAUGAUAGCAUCAUACACCACUUGGUUAGAACACGGUGAACUUCCAGAACAUAAUAACCUCGACGAAAGCAAUGGUGAAAAUGAUGAGGAUCAAGAUGAAUAUGAUGACCUGAUAAAGGACUAUCAGAGGGGGAAUUUUAUGGAGGGUGAUACUCUAGAAAGUGAGGAUAUGCUACAUGUGAAGAUAGAAAAUAGGUGGAGCAAUAAGUCUUUUGACAAGGAGAAUGCUCGCUUGGAAAAAUCUCCCACAUGUCAAGCAUCUAGGUACAAAGUAAAUGAUAGCAAGGAUAAGAAGAUCCCUCACAAGAUAUUGUGUUACUUCCCAUUGACACCUAGGUUGAGAAUAUUGUACAUGUCUAGGAAGACGGCUAAAGAUAUGAGAUGGCAUAGUGAUAAGCGUGUUGACGAUGGUGUAGGGGGCAUCCGGCUGAUUGUAAAGAGUGGAAGGAAUUUGAUUUGCAUUAUCCAGAGUUUCCCUGGAGACUUGCAAUGGACUGAUAUUGAUGUCUACCUAAGGCCAUUGAUUGAUGAGUUGGAGGAGUUGUGGGAGAAUGGCAUGAUGACUUACGAUGCCUCCACUAAACAGACCUUCCGGAUGCAUGCAGCUGUAAUGUGGGCCAUAAAUGACUUCCCUGCAUAUGGUGACUUAUCCGGAUGGAGAACUAAAGGUUAUUUGUCUUGCCCUCCUUGUAAUGAUAAUCCAUUGUCACGCGGGUUGAUCAGUAAGAUUGGGUGGGUGGGUCAUCGAGCUUACUUGCCUGAUAACCACCUUUGGAGGAAAGAUAAGAAGUUUAAUGGUUUAACUAAGCUUAGAAAGAAAUCCUUGGAUUUACCGGUGGAAAAAGUAAUGGCUCAAUUGGAUCAAUUGUGGGAAGUCAAGUUUGGAAAGGAUCCUACCAACAAGAAAAGACCACGAGAGUCUGAAGAAUUGAAUUGGACAAAGAAAAGCAUAAUGUGGGAGCUACCGUAUUGGAAGAAAUUAAACCUCCGACACAAUCUUGAUGUCAUGCACAUUGAGAAGAAUAUUUGUGAAAACUUUUACGGGACGAUGUUGGCCAUAGAUGGGAAAAACAAGGACACGCACAAAGCACGUGAUGAUUUGCAAGAAAUGGGCAUAAGGCAAGAAUUGCAUCUACAGAGGAAAGAUAACGGAUCCGUUGUAAAGCCUUGGGCAGCCUACACAUUGGAUUCUCGACAAAUAGAUGGUUUUUGUGAAUUCUUGAAGUCUAUUAGUUAUCCAGAUAGCUAUGCAGCAAACAUCUCAAGAUGUGUGACUUCUAAAAAUGGAAGAUUAUCGGGCAUGAAAAGCCAUGAUUGUCAUGUCCUGCUUCAGCGACUUCUACCAAUUGGCAUGCGUGGUUUUGUGAACAAGGAGAUCUGUACAACACUAUUUGAGUUGGGCAACUUCUUCCAAGAACUGUGCUAA
This is a messenger RNA of Camellia sinensis, 1611 nucleotides long. The record is from RefSeq and is a predicted model, not a curated record. NCBI's taxonomy places the organism in Eukaryota, Viridiplantae, Streptophyta, Magnoliopsida, Ericales, Theaceae.